GUGCGUAUGCGUCGCCCUGGUAACCCAGGAGGCAGAAAGGCGCUGAAUCACCAGCGUCAGUGCAUCCGCAGGGGCAGGGGGGUGUCACCUGCAGGUGUGCCUCGCAGGUGUCCGACUGGACAACAACUGGGUGGUGCGGAGCCUGGAGAUUGGUGGGGAUGGAGCUCUAGAGGUCACAUCUGGCUCAUCAACCACCAAAGGGAGCCUGUUCCAAAUCCACUGCCUUGGAAUCCUCAUCCUGUGAGACAGAAUGGUGUCCCCAACAGGAGCACUGUCCUCAUUGCUGCUGCUGGCCACCAUCACAGGUGGCAGGUGCCAGCAGUGCAGCAAGGGGAGGACUUAUUCCAACGCCAUCAUUUCACCUAACCUGGAAACUAUUAGAAUCAUGCGCGUGUCUCAAACCUUCUCCGUGGGAGACUGCACGGCUGCUUGCUGUGACUUACCCAGCUGCGACCUGGCCUGGUGGUUUGAGGGCAGCUGCUACCUGGUGAACUGCGCGCACCAGGAGAACUGCGAGCCCAGAACGACAGGCCCCAUCCGGUCUUACCUCACUUUCGUGCUCAGACCUGUCCAGAAGCCCGAGCAGCUGCUGGACUACGGAGACAUGAUGCUGGGCAGGGGCUCCCCCUCAGGAGCUUGGGGGGACUCCCUUGAGGACCUCAGGAAGGAUUUGCCCUUUCUAGGCAAAGAUGGGGGACCGGACGAGACUGCCGAGUACUCAGAUGACUACAAGGAACUGGAGCGGGGCCUCUUGCAGCCCUCCAGUCAUCAGGACCCCAGAGGCAGCGCCGAGGACCCGGAUUGGAGCUUGCUGCCCGGCAGCGAGGAAGGUUCCAAUGUCUCGGCUGCAGGAGACAGCUCAGCUACUUCUACAGAGACGCUGCAGGACCCCACACCUGAGCCACUGGACCAGCAGCAGCUUGAGGCCCUGAAUGAGUCCACUUGGUCCCCUAUGCCCCAGUACCCUGCCGAGAGCAGUGUGUGGCUCCCCUCUGGGUCUGCGCUGCCUGCAGGAGAGGGGACAGAGAGAGGGACUUUACAGCUCCAAGAACAACCGAGCAAUAGCUCUGGAAACGAGGUUCUAACAUCUUCCCAUAGUCCUCCCCCCGCCAGCCCAGAGUCCAGCCCAGCCAUGGUGGAGAAAAGCUCCCUUCUUACUGUCACUCCACGGAGCCCAGAACACAGCACCCCAUCAUUUCCCACCAGCACAGUUCUCCCUGGGCUGACCCCACCUGCAUGGCCCGUGUCACCCACUGCUUCUUCAAGGACAGUAAAGGCGUUGGCAGUGUCUGCUGGAGAUAACCUUGUGAUAACCUUACCAGACAGUGAAGCAGAACUAAAGGCCUCUGUUGAGCCAGCGCCCCCUGCAGACUCAACUUACAGUUAUGAAUGGAGUUUAAUGAGCCACCCUGUAGACUUUCAUGGUAAAAUUAAACAAGACAACAAGCCGAUUCUUCACCUUUCUCAAUUGUCUGUAGGACUCUAUUCCUUCAGGGUGACUGUUUCUAGUGAGAAUGCAUUUGGAGAAGGAUAUGUCAAUGUCACUGUUAUGCCAGCUGCAAGAGUCAACCAGCCACCUGUGGCAGUUGUUUCUCCACAGAUACAGGAACUCACCGUGCCUUUGACCUCAGCCCUCAUCGAUGGCAGCCAAAGUACAGAUGACACUAAGGUAGUGAGCUACCACUGGGAAGAAGUCGACGGACCCGUCCUAGGAGAGGUGUUUCCGGCUGAUGCCCCAAUCUUACGCUUGUUAAACCUAGAUCCUGGUAACUACACUUUUAGGUUAACAAUCACAGACUCAGAUGGCGCUACUAACUCCACCACGGCAACCCUCAUUAUCCAUGGUGCUGUGGACUACCCUCCUGUUGCCAAUGCAGGACCAAAUCAGACCAUAACUUUGCCCCAAAACACCAUCACUCUGAAUGGAAACCAGAGCAGCGAUGAUCACCAGAUUGUCCUCUAUGAGUGGUCCCCAGGCCCUGGCGGUGAGAGCAAAGAGGUGGUCAUGCAGGGAGCGCAGACCCCAUACCUCCACUUGUCUGAGAUGCAGGAAGGAGAGUACAUGUUUCAGCUGAUGGUGACGGAUUCCUCAGGACAGCAAUCCACUGCCUUGGUGGCUGUGAUUGUCCGGGCUGAAGACAACCAGGCUCCGGUGGCUGUGGCAGGCCCUGAUAAGGAGCUGUUCUUCCCUGAGCAGAGUGCUACACUGGACGGGAGCAGGAGCAGUGAUGACCAUGGCAUUGUCUGCUACCACUGGGAGCAUAUCAGAGGCCCCAGUGCAGUGGAGAUGGAGAAUGUGGACAAAGCCGUAGCCACCGUCACCGGGCUUCAGGUGGGUACCUACCACUUCCGUUUAACGGUGAGAGACCAGCAGGGACUGAGCAGCACAUCCACCCUCACUGUGGCUGUGAAGAAGGAAGAUAAUAGUCCUCCCAGAGCCCAGGCUGGUGGCAGACAUGUUCUUACACUUCCCAAUAAUUCCAUUACCUUGGAUGGUUCACAGUCUACUGAUGACCGAGGCAUUGUGUCCUAUCUGUGGAUCCGGGAUGGCCAGAGUCCAGCUGCUGGCGAUGUCAUCGGAGGCUCUGACAGCGGGAUGGCUCUGCAGCUCACGAAUCUGGUGGAAGGAGUCUACACUUUUCACUUGCUAGUCACUGACGGUCAGGGGGCCUCGGACUCAGACACAGCCACUGUGGAGGUGCUGCCAGACCCCAAGAAGGAUGGCCUGGUGGAGCUGAUCCUGCAGGUUGGUGUUGAGCAGCUGACAGAACAGCAGAAGGAAACACUGGUGAGGCAGCUGGCUAUGCUCCUGAAUGUGCUAGACUCUGACGUGAAGAUCCUCAAGAUCCAGGCACACACGGAUGUCAGCACCAUGAUUAUAUUUUAUGUACAGAGCGGGCUGCCCUUCAAGGUUCUCAGAGCUGCUGAUGUGGCCCGGAAUCUGCACAGGCGGCUUUCAAAGGAGAAGGCAGCCUUCCUACUUUUCAAGGUCUUGAGGAUAGACACUGCAGGAUGCCUUCUCAAGUGUUCAGGUCAUGGCCAUUGUGACCCCAUCACAAAACGCUGCAUUUGCUCCCAGCUGUGGAUGGAGAACCUCAUACAGCAUUAUAUGUGGGACGGGGAAAGCAACUGUGAGUGGAGUGUAUUCUACGUGGCAGCCUUAGCAUUGACCCUGACAGUGCUAACUGGAGCUGCAUCUUGGCUGUGCAUCUGCUGCUGCAGGAGACGGAAAAGGACUAAGAUAAGGAAGAAAACAAAGUACACCAUCCUAGACAAUAUGGAUGAACAGGAAAGAAUGGAACUGAGGCCCAAAUACGGUAUCAAGCACCGGAGCACGGAGCACAACUCUAGCCUGAUGGUGUCAGAGUCUGAGUUUGAAAGUGACCAGGACACACUCUUCAGCCGAGAGAGGAUGGAGAGAGGGAUCCUGAAGGGUUCCCUGAAUGGCUCUGCCAGAAACGGAGAUUCCUUCAGUUACUGCGCAAAAGACAGAUAAUGGGCUGUGUGUGGAGGGACCUCUUGGGUUUGUGACUCACCAGACAGUGGGAGUUUAAACACAAACCUGACUCCUGCUCGGCACAGCACGUUAUUAACCCUUCGAAGGGGCCUUGUUCUAUGCUCCACAUAUUUAUUAAAAGACCCGGUUCUUGGAAUUCUCAAGACAAAACAAAAUACUGCUUAUUCAACGGACGCUCAUUAGCAGAGAAAGGGAGCACAUAAAACUUCUGCAGAGUGUACUGAAGAGAGUUUUGUGUCUCUGUAAUGCCCAUAGUGAAAUAAAGGCUAACACUUGUUUCUAUUUGUGGGAAAGACAAGGUAAGGAGGGUUGAUUUUUCUGUAGAAGCUGUGACAGGAAGCAUUUAAGAAAAACCUUCCAGAGGUGGCUUCUCAGAGGGCCCGCAGGGUCAGCUUGCCGUUCAUCCAAGAGGCAGGAGCCAUCUGUGUGCAGAGGCUUCCUGUGUUGACCGUGAUGCUGGUGAUGUAGCCAACUGCCGGCGAGGCUAGAAGUUAGGAAGAAUCAGAAUCUAAAGACAGGAGGUAAUAGAGAUGGAAGGGGGCUAAGGACUUGUAGGUUGAACGUGGAAGGUAGCCUUUAAUAGUCUUCUCUUUCCAUCUUCCUCAUUUCUUCUCAUUCUCCCUCUCUCUUAAGAAAAGGAAACCAUGGUGGGGCUUCUUUCAGUCCUGGUGGACAUUAAAACUGACUGCUUAUUCCCUUGAAAUCUUAUUAUGUUGUACCUUAGCACUGCCAUAGGGUAGGGGAAAGACUCAGUAACUGCCGGCAUAUUAGAGAACUCCGAAAUACAUUCUCAAUGAAGGGAGUGUACUCAUCAUGCUCUGAGCUCCUAUAAAGACUUUCCAUGGAAAUAAUGGGACAGAAAGUUCACUAUUUAUACUUAAAAGUAUAUGGAAGGCACUGGAGAAAUGGCUAUAUUUACAACCACUCACUGCUCUUGCAGAAGAUGGUGGUUCAGUCCCUAGCACUCACAUGGUGGCUUACAACUGUCCAUAACACCAGUUUGGGGGGGGGGGCAGAGUCCUCUUCUGGUCUCUAGCAGCAGCAGGAAUGUACAGAGUUCAUAUAUGUAGGCAAAAUAAUGUAAAAUAAACAUAUUUAAAAUA
This is a messenger RNA of Mesocricetus auratus (golden hamster), 4620 nucleotides long. RefSeq names its product KIAA0319 ortholog. Gene Ontology annotation, biological process: neuron migration; negative regulation of dendrite development. The transcript is spliced from 21 exons. The record is from RefSeq and is a predicted model, not a curated record. Lineage: Eukaryota; Metazoa; Chordata; Mammalia; Rodentia; Cricetidae. Gene Ontology annotation, cellular component: plasma membrane; cytoplasmic vesicle. Bases 251 to 3496 code for a protein of 1081 amino acids.